Molecule: messenger RNA, 1408 nt
Organism: Xenopus tropicalis (tropical clawed frog)
Lineage: Eukaryota; Metazoa; Chordata; Amphibia; Anura; Pipidae
Gene: ackr4
Product: atypical chemokine receptor 4
Exons: 2
Coding region: 138-1208 (356 amino acids)
Biological process (GO): chemotaxis; chemokine-mediated signaling pathway; G protein-coupled receptor signaling pathway
Cellular component (GO): plasma membrane; membrane
Molecular function (GO): G protein-coupled receptor activity; scavenger receptor activity; chemokine binding
Source: RefSeq, a predicted model, not a curated record
CAUUUGCAGGAACGGCCACUCCCUUCUGGCACGAUGACAAAAACACAAAAGCAGCUCUUCGUUUUCAUUACUGAGUUCUUUGCUACAAGUGAAUUCCAGACGGGAAUCCUGCUGCUUGAAACAAACAAGAAACCAUCAUGGAGGAAAAAAUAAAUACCACACAAAGACCAACAACAGAAAACUAUGAUGAAUACGGAGACACCACCUUUGACUAUAGUAAUUAUGAAGAACUGUGUGAGAAAAAGGGAGUUCGCCAGUUCGCACAGAUUUUCCUCCCUGCUUUCUACGCUGUGGCAUUUGUGAUAGGGGUUGCUGGGAAUUCUCUGGUGGUUGCCAUAUAUGCUUAUUACAAGAAGAUGAAAAGCAAGACUGACGUAUAUCUUCUUAAUCUGGCAGUAGCUGACCUCUUACUGCUGUUUACACUACCUUUCUGGGCUACUGAUGCUGCUGUAGGGUGGCAGUUUGGCAUCUUUAUGUGCAAGAUAACUUCUGCAAUGUAUACUAUUAAUUUCAGCUCAGGGAUGCAGUUCCUGGCUUGUAUUAGCCUAGACAGAUAUUUUGCUGUAACCAAGGCUCCGAAUCCACAACCUAUUAGAAAGAUUUGUUGGGUAACCUGUCUCUUUGUCUGGAGUACUUCUAUGCUGUUGAGCAUUCCUGAUUUAUAUUUCAGCACAGUGAAGGAACAUAACAACAAGCAUGCAUGCCUUCCAGUAUACCCUAAAGAUACAAUAAAGCAAACAACUGUCUUAAUCCAGAUUCUGGAGAUAGUGUUUUGCUUUUUGCUGCCAUUUCUUGUCAUGCUAUUUUGCUAUGCAUCAAUGGCAAAAAUUGUUCUACAAACUCCUAAUAUUAAAAGAUCAAGAUCUCUAAAGGUACUGUUGGCGGUGGUUGGUGUCUUCCUCAUAACUCAGCUACCAUAUAAUGUAAUCAAAUUCUGGAGGGCUAUAGAUAUUAUAUAUGCCUUAAUAACUAGUUGCAGCAUGAGCAGAACCAUUGAUAUUAUGAUUCAGGUGACUGAAAGUUUGGCCUUGUUUCAUUCAUGUCUGAAUCCCAUAUUAUAUGCCUUUAUGGGAACAACAUUUAAAUCUUACAUUUCAAAGAUUGCAAAAAGGUAUGGGGCAUUAAGAAGACAAAGAAUUCAAAGCACUGAAGAGUAUGCCAUGCAUUCAGAAAACCAUGUUGAAGAAACCAGCAGCUUUUCCAUCUAGUCCAACUAGUCCAUCUACAGUGUAUUCCAAAAAGACUGAAUGAUUUGCACAAUUUGCAAAAUGCUGUUCUCUCAUAUGUAUGAUAUGCAAAUACGGGGGGGGGGGGUAAAAUUUCCUGGUCAUUAUAUUUGUAAAGGAAUUGUAAAUAUUGUUUUUGUCAUUUUUAUAAUUAAAAGUUUUCUCUGGUUAAAACAAAUCUA